Molecule: messenger RNA, 2767 nt
Organism: Platichthys flesus (European flounder)
Lineage: Eukaryota; Metazoa; Chordata; Actinopteri; Pleuronectiformes; Pleuronectidae
Gene: dr1
Product: down-regulator of transcription 1
Exons: 3
Coding region: 633-1163 (176 amino acids)
Biological process (GO): negative regulation of transcription by RNA polymerase II; positive regulation of transcription by RNA polymerase II; RNA polymerase II preinitiation complex assembly
Cellular component (GO): negative cofactor 2 complex
Molecular function (GO): general transcription initiation factor activity; TBP-class protein binding; core promoter sequence-specific DNA binding
Source: RefSeq, a predicted model, not a curated record
GUGACGCUGUAUCCGGACAACCUAAGCUAACAUUACACAGAAUUGAAAAUUAAAAAUGGAUUUCUUGUAGCUUCUCCGACAUGUUCGUCUCAUUUCUUUGAUGUAAAGAGCAGUAACAUGAGGUGUUGGGCAGACUUCCCUCUGCUCGUCGUCUCGGCCCCGCAAAGCAUUUAGCUUGCUAUGGAAGGGCCAGUUCAUUGUUAGCUUAGCUUUAGCCAUGCUCUCACUCCUCUUUCACUUGUCUUCUGGGUUGCGGUUUGCUUGCGACAGGGACCACGGCUACUAGCUAGCUUGGUAGCUAGCUAGCCGAGCAUUUUCUCCAUUAUUAGCGUUUUUUUUGUUUUCUCGAUUGUGCUUAAACAUACUUUCCGGAUUUUUCGUUGCUGCCACAUUUCGUCUUAAGGCAGCGGAAACAGCUCCUAAACAUUUUUAACAAGUGAAAUUAGCUGAUUAGCUUAGUUGGCAACAUAGCCAGCCGGCAAACUUUGGGAAAACGUCUCUUGGACUAAGAUAAGUUGUUGACUUUGUUUUGACACACGGGGAACAUUACGGCCAUCAACACAACAGGGCCAAUUACGGAAUUUUGACGCUUCCCACCGCUCAAGGGUUUUGGUUUGUGGUUAUAUGCCACGAUGGCUUCAUCCUCUGGAAACGACGACGACCUCACAAUCCCCAGAGCAGCUAUCAACAAGAUGAUCAAAGAAACUCUCCCUAACGUACGAGUGGCAAACGAUGCCAGGGAGCUGGUGGUGAACUGCUGCACAGAGUUCAUACACCUCAUAUCCUCCGAAGCCAAUGAAAUAUGCAACAAGUCCGACAAGAAGACCAUAUCUCCUGAGCAUGUCAUCAAUGCCCUCGAGAGUCUUGGUUUUGCAUCAUACAUCACCGAGGUGAAAGACGUCCUGCAGGAGUGUAAGACUGUGGCUCUGAAGAGGAGGAAGGCCAGCUCCCGACUGGAGAACCUGGGCAUCCCAGAGGAAGAGCUGCUCAGACAACAGCAGGAGCUGUUUGCCAAGGCGCGGCAGCAGCAGGCAGAGCUCGCCCAGCAGGAGUGGUUGCAGAUGCAGCAGGCCGCCCAACAGGCACAGAUGGCGGCAGCGUCUGCCAGCGCCUCCCAGCAGGCCGGCUCCUCUCAGGAUGAAGACGAAGAAGAUGACAUUUGAGCCCAGGACGCCACUCAACUUGUCCAAAUCUGUCACAGAUCUCACAGUACUGUCAGUGACAUGACAUGUGUUUCACCACUGGAACACAUCAGUGAACCAUUGGAAAUGCACAUUGUGGAAGGGACAGGAAAGAGAAUGAAGGGGGAUUUUAAAAUAGUCACCCGUUCAGAUAUCAGUUCCUGAAAAUAAUUUUGGAUUGAGAGGCUGUUAAGGAAGUUUUUGACUAGACCCAUCUUCCCCCCUUUUCCUAGUUGCUCCUAUUAAAUUGUUUUGAUAUUAUGUUUUGAGUAUUUGUAGAAUUCUGGUUGUGUUGUGGACACACUGAAGGAAACUGUUGCCUGGGAUAUGUUGGUGAAUUUCGGUGACCAUGCAGCAAGCGUUCACUCCUGCGGGCACUGGACCAGACAGCUUAGUUUAUUUUUCCGUUUGACUAUAUCACUUUGGUUGUUCUAGGAAAACAUGUUUGUAAUAUUUCAGAGCUGUCAAUUCCGCCCUCCUUGUGGUUUGACAGCCAUUUUUACAGACAGGUUUUUUCCCUGUCUUGGUAUAUUUGUUCAACAGAGGAUUGAUGGGGUGUGAAUAUGAGAUAUUACUUUGUUAACCAAGGAACUUAAUUGAUAUUUUGCAUUAUUUUAGUUCCGUCAAAUAUUUUAUGUUUCAUUAUCAUCUACAUUGAACCACCCACAGUAUUUCUAAUUAGCUGCACCUUUCCAAUUUAGUUUUGCUCCAGAGCCAAAGAGGAAAGACAGACAGCUCAGACUUAGUGGCCCUGUGCACACCUGGUAUUAACAUCCGUCAUUCAGAGAUCUGAUCACAAGUGGCCAGCGCUAAGUAUGUGUGUUCACUCCCAGCACUAAAGUGCAUCCUGAAUGUGUCUCCUGCGACCACUUGUGAUCGGAUCUCACUUCCCUGCUCUACAUGUAAAUCAACGUGUGUGUGUGUGUGUGUGUGUGUGUGUGUGUGUGUGUGUGUGUGUGUGUGUGUGUGUGUGUGUGUGUGUGUGUGUGUGUGUGUGUGUGUGUGUGUGUGUGUGUGUGUGUGUGUGUGUGUGUGUGUGUGUGUGUGUGUACAGAUUUAAGGAAAUUAAAGUAGCGAUCAUCAUGUGGUGAUUGGUGUUGAUAUUGUGGCACGGGUUACAAAUAAGUCAUCCAGAAUACAAAAUAUACGUUUGAAACGUGAUAGGACGUCAGCUGAGUAGGAGGUCCUUCAUAUGUAGCCCAGGAUGAAUUUGGGUUCCUCUGUUAAAAGGAAUGAGUGCGUUCAUGCCAGUACUCAAAGCUCUCCCUUUGGAAUCGGGUCACAAAAACCACAUGUUAAUAUCAGGUGUGUACGGGGCCAGUGUAAAUUUUUUAAAGGUGAAGGUGCUGCCGUGAUUCUUGUUGCUGACUCCUAGUCAGGGUAAACAACGUUAAGGAUUAUCAACCUAUGACUUUGUAAGAGGCUUCGAUAUCCAGGCUGAAUUUGUUAUUUCCGCACUGCUUGGAUGCAGUGUCAAACAUUUGGAUUUUGACUAUGGUCAGUCCUCGGUGUAAAGACAAGUAACCUAGUUGUGAUACAUGCACUUCAAGGAUGUAUUCUUUCAGCAAUAAAGGAAACCUGUUUUA